UUUAAAAUAAACCUCACAGUUGUGCAGUAUGCAACGCUCGCUUAUAGUGUAAUGGUUACUUGACUAGUAUUACUAUUGUGUAAUAAGUGUUAUAAUAUUGCUAAUUAAUAUAAAAUGGCAGAUAUAGAGAAGCUUUUAAAACAGGCAGCUAUGCAAAUUGGUGCUGGUGGAAGUGCAGGUUUCAUAGAAGUAUGCAUAAUGCAUCCUCUGGACCUCGUCAAGACUAGAUUACAAUUACAAGCAACAGUUAAAUCACCAUCUAAAGCCAUAGAUCCCCAUCAUUAUAAUGGAAUAGUUGAUUGCAUGAAAAAAAUGUAUAAAUAUGAAGGAUUGACGUCAUUCUGGAAAGGUAUUUUACCACCAAUUUUGGCUGAAACUCCGAAACGUGCAGUAAAAUUUGUUUGUUUCGAGCAAUAUAAGAAAAUAUUUUUCUUCGGGGCUAACACUCCGGCUCCUGUGACUUUUGCCUUAGCAGGUCUAGGGUCGGGGAUCACUGAGGCGUUAUUAGUGAAUCCAUUUGAAGUGGUGAAAGUUACAUUGCAAUCAAACAAGGCAUUAGCUGCUCAAGUGCCGAGCACGUGGACUGUGACGAGGCAGAUAGUCCGCGAGAACGGGCUAGGCUUCAGGGGACUUAACAAAGGGCUCACAGCGACUAUGGCCAGAAAUGGAAUUUUUAACAUGGUUUAUUUCGGCUUCUAUCACAGUGUCAAAGGAUAUCUGCCCGAGUGCGAAGAUCCCUUGCUAGAGUUUGGUCGUAAGGUCGCCAUUGGUUUCACGUCAGGUGUUCUGGGCUCAUGUGUAAAUAUUCCGUUCGAUGUAGCGAAGAGUCGGAUCCAGGGUCCGCAACCGACUCCCGGCGUCAUCAAAUACAGUUCCACCACUAACGCUAUACUGUUAGUGUACAGAGAGGAAGGAUUCCGAGCUCUAUACAAAGGUUUAUUACCGAAGGUCCUCAGGCUGGGUCCUGGCGGUGCGAUCAUGUUGGUCGUGUACGAUUACGUUUACAACUACCUUGAAAAUAAAUUUCAACCGAAAAGUUUUUAUUAAGAUUUUUUUUUUUAUGUCGAAUAGUCAAAAUUAUAAUUCGAUUAAAAUUGGAAAUAUUACAAAUAUAUUUUUGCUUUGAAGUUUGAGUAAUUGCUGAACAUAGAAAAAACUUAGAUUAAUAAAUUAUACAAGCAAUUUUUACAUCACUGUUACGGUGCAGAACAUUUUCACAUGAGUUGCGGUAACGUGACGCAAUUAAUACAACUAUCUAUAAGUGUAUACUUGAAAGUAGUUCACGGCUUGAAAUGUUAAGAACGUAACGCGUCACUGUGUAUAUAUGAUUAUUUAAUAGUAAAUAAAGAUAUGAUAUGAUUAUUUAAUAGUAAAUAUAUAUAAUUAAUUAUAGCAUUUAUAAAGAAAUGUCGGCGUUGAGACGGAUGGGAAAAUAUUUAGUUUAGGUCAUCAAUUAAAUGAUAGUUUAACAUUACACAAAUCCUGAAGGUGUUUGUUUGUUGUUAAAGUUAUUAAAAAGCUACAAGUGUA
Molecule: messenger RNA, 1530 nt
Organism: Danaus plexippus (monarch butterfly)
Lineage: Eukaryota; Metazoa; Arthropoda; Insecta; Lepidoptera; Nymphalidae
Product: mitochondrial 2-oxodicarboxylate carrier
Exons: 4
Coding region: 115-1047 (310 amino acids)
Source: RefSeq, a predicted model, not a curated record